UUUGGCAAAACCUUCGAGCGCGGAGGCUUCUGGGGACUACAGUCCGCACCAGCCGCCCGCUUCCUUCCAGGCCAGAGGCUCAGGUCACCGUGCAGGCCUCUCCCUCCGCUUCAAAGCAGUGGCUUUGAGACUGUGGGUGACGGCCAGGCACCAGACCAUCUGCGGCCCUGACCCAGGCUCCUGUCCUGCAUUCUGGUGACCUGCUGGCUCCCCGAGGGCCAGGACAUGCCCCAGAUGGGUCAAGGCUGAAUCAGCCAGGCUGGCAGGGUCCCUGGGAGCCCAGACCUGGCCACCGCCCAUCCAGGAAAGGAAGGGUGGGUGGCCGCUAUGCUGCAGGACCUGGGGCCUCCUGGCAUCUUGGGAACCCUGGCUUUGAGCCCCGCCCGAGGCCCCGCCCCUCCCCAGGAGGAAAAAGGCAGCUACCAGAGGCUCAGCUCACUCGCGCGGGGACCGGGACAGGAGGACAGCUCGCCGCCAUCUCCGCUCCAGGCAGGGCCAUGGACCCCCAUGAGAUGCUCGUCAAGAACCCAUAUGCCCACAUAAGCAUCCCGAGGGCUCACCUGCGGCCUGAGCUGGGGCAGCAGCUGAAGGCGAGCCCGUCCUCUGCAGAGUCGCAGCCUCUGCCCGUGCGGUCCUGCACCCUGGAGCCUCCAGAGGAAGCCCCGGGGCCCAAGGGCGCCAAGGGGGCUGCCUCCAUUUGGGGCCAGCCGGCCUGUGAGCAGCCCUGCAAGCCCUGUGGCAGCGGGCAGCGCCCAGCAGGACUGGCCUACGCCGGCCCGCCGCCCAUCGGGCGCGGCGACGACAUUGCCCAUCACUGCUGCUGCUGCCCCUGCUGCUCCUGCUGCCACUGCCCCCGCUUCUGCCGCUGCCACAGCUGCUGCUGUGUUGUCUCCUAGCCCGGCCCCCACUGGCCCCGAGGCCCGGCGCUGCCAGUGGGCCUCUGCUCAGGCGGCCACGCAAGUGCCUGGACAGUUGGGACCACCACUGUGAUGUUGUCAUGGGCACUGGCCGCUCCCCUCCCUAGACAGCUGCACCUCACCCACUGGGAAGGCUAACAGGUCAGCCCAGGCCCCUGGAACGGAGCCCUGGGCACUGCCUGUGCUGGGGACACCCUUGACUAUCUCUUCGAGGCCCAGGCCCAAGCAAUAAAGCCAUGCGAGCUCUG
This is a messenger RNA of Odocoileus virginianus texanus, 1165 nucleotides long. The record is from RefSeq and is a predicted model, not a curated record. Lineage: Eukaryota; Metazoa; Chordata; Mammalia; Artiodactyla; Cervidae.